Messenger RNA from Archocentrus centrarchus (flier cichlid), 6266 nucleotides. RefSeq names its product fibronectin type III domain containing 1 (gene fndc1). Lineage: Eukaryota; Metazoa; Chordata; Actinopteri; Cichliformes; Cichlidae. Gene Ontology annotation, molecular function: protein binding. The transcript has 22 exons. The coding region runs from base 23 to 5638 and encodes 1871 amino acids. The record is from RefSeq and is a predicted model, not a curated record.
GCAGUAGUGCGCCACACUCACUAUGGCUUUAGCCGCAAGCAGGACGCUGUUGGCGCUAUUUCUUACGUUUUGUGGGCCAGGAUGCAGCUGGACAGCAGAGAAACCCCUACGACCCCAAAAUGCGAAACAAACAUCUGUGGAGAAGGGCCUGGGGGAUAGCUGGGAGCCUUCUAUCCAUCUGGACGGAAGACCUGUGGACCGCUUCACAAUCAGCUCCAAUAAACCCACAAAGUCUCAUCAAUUCACUAAAGUGAGCAAGGACAGUCGCUCUCCUCUGUUGGAGGAUGUAGACCCUGAAUGGGUUAACCUGGAUGGCUUUGCUGUGUUGGGCGGUGCACCUGUCAGCAAUUUAUCAACAGCAGGUCCAGUAAGAUCUUCACAAACAGUGGCACCCCGCAAUCACUCCUCUGUAAAGCGGGCAACCAGGAUGGAGAGGAAGGCUCAGCUGUCAGGUGUGCCUAAUACCAGGAAACACAGGAGGGCACCUCAGUCUUCCUCAGGGCCCAGGCAGCCUGAGAGAGUUUUUGCAAGAGCUUCUGUGCUGGAAAGGAGACCCCAACACCACACCAAGCCUCAGUCUGAUCAGAGAAAUCGACUUGCGCACAAACUAACAUCUGAGUCCGUUCAUGUGGUGUCACUGCAGGCACAGAAGGCCCAGGGCCAGAGUGCACCCGCCAACAGAGCAGGCACAACCAAAACAACCACACCAGCACCACCUGAACAUGAGGCCCAGGACAUCAGUGUCAGGGUCAUGUCUCCCAAAUCAGUCCUCAUCUCCUGGAUUGACCCCGCUGUCGAGAUGGGGAAGGUUGCCCCUGGGGCAUCCAGAUCAUACACAGUUAGGUACAGAGAGAAGGGUGAAUCAGCACGCUGGGAGUACAAGGACAGCACGCAAAGGAGAAUUUUGAUAGACACCCUGUCUGCUGACAGCAUGUAUGAGUUCUCUGUCAGAAUCUCUCAGGGGGAAAAUCACAGCAAGUGGAGUGUCUCCGUCUUUCAGAGGACUCCAGAGUCAGCACCAUCUGGGCCACCUGAGAACUUUGAGGUCAAGCCAUUAAGAGGAAAAGGGACUGCUGUUGUAGCAACAUGGGAUCCACCUGAAGAACCCAAUGGGAGGAUAAGAGAGUACAUCUUGUCUUAUGCUCCCGCUAUGAAACCUUUUGGAAUGAAAAGCUUGACGUACCGUGGCAGCACCACAACUGCCACCGUAGAUGGCCUCACACCUGGAGACCGUUACAUUUUCAAGAUUAAAGCCACCAACAGGAGGGGACAUGGACCGCAGAGCAAGGCCUUCAGUGUUGCCAUGCCAGGACGCAGCAGUACAGCCUCAUCGUUCUCAAAAAACAAUGACAACCGCAGGACUGAACUUACGCCUUCCAAACAGGAUACCGACCAUGAUGAAUCCAACCUCCAAUCAACAGAAGUGCCAGAAGAACCAACCACACAAACCCAGCCACUCCAUGAAGCACCGGUCAACAAGCCUUUUCGUCCACUUUCCCAGACACGCUCCUAUCACAGCAUCUUCUCUUCUGUCAGGGGGUCAAUCAGGGAUACAGCAAACACAGGCUCUGUGAGAAGUAGAGGUAAGAACAAUGACGAAGAGGAAAACAAAAUUCCCACAACGCCACCUCCAGUAGAAGAGACAACACCCAUGGAAGUUAUACCAGAGCCUAAAGAACCACAUAAUGAUGUUUCCCCUGAAUCUGAGGAUGAAGAAAAAUAUGAUGUAGAGCCCCUGACUACUGAAACCCCCAGCCUCAAAGUUUUGACACCUUCUCCAACUAAACCUACAUCUGGUCGUCAUUAUCCACCAAAAAGAAGGCCAGUAAAGAUCAGGGUCCAUCAAAAAGCAGGAUCCAAGAAUACUUCCUCCUCCUCAUCCACUGGGUCAUCUUCAUCCACUUCUGCUUCAUCAUCAUCAUCAUCAUCAUCAUCUUCUUCUUCUUCUUCUUCUUCUACUUCUACUUCUACUUCUUCUUCUUCUACUCCCAAUUCAUCUUCUUCUUCCACUUCUUUGGACUCCUCCUCAUCUUCCUUAUCAUCCCCUUCUACAACCUCACUGUCCUCUACCUCACUUAUUCAAGAAUCUGCAGCAAGCAGAAAGGACUAUGUAGCUCUCACAUAUCCAGAGUCAAAAAGCAUUUAUGAUAAGUCCAGCAUAACACAUGCAAAACCCUCCACAUCAUUUGCACAACCAAACAAUUCACAGCAGACACACAUUACACCUGUAAGUAGAGGUUCUACUUCAGCAGGACGCACCAGUGGUUCCCGUUAUAGAUAUGAUUUAGGCCGAAGAUACCCUGGAAGCUUGUUAAGAGGUAAUUCGACCCGAAUGUUGAAUGGUCACAAACUUCCCGUCACCUCACAGUCAAGUUCUCCAAGCAGAACUCAGAGUCAAGUAACUUCAAGGAUACAUACUUCAACAACAUCACAGGCCGCUUUACCAGAAAACACUCAAAACAGCAAAAAGUCAGAUAUUUUAAAUCCAUCAACAUCAAAUUCAGAUUCAGGGAGCUCUUCCAGCAGCCAAGACACCUCAGAUUCCUAUAAUUUUGACAAGUCACGCUCCACAUUAGAAUCUAGGUCUCAUGGCUCAAUAUCUUUGCAAGUGACAAAUCCAUCCACUUCACAGAGAAAUGCAAACCACCCUUCCAUGGCAGAUACAUCAGGAUCUUCUCAAAGAACUUCACAAAGCUCUGCAAGUUCACACAACUCACAGAGUUCGCACACGUCACCUGAGCGAGACAUAUCACACGCAGAGGGAAAUGAUGACACUAAUUACAAAAACACAGAAAGAGAAUUAACCAAAGUUGAGGUGCCUACUUUAACUACUAGAACACAACCCACAGAGAAGCCGAUGAAGAAGGACGAGGAAGGGGAUGAAGGAACUAAAGAAAAACCAGCAGUUUCUCGUACCAGAAUCAGCACUUCACUUAUUGAAAGAUUCCCUUGGCUAGCUAGUCGUUACCCAGGCAGAUUCAAUUCAGAUAAAAUGAUAUCAUCUCCGAGACAGGAUAGUAGGGUUCCUUUGACCGGGGUAUCAUCCUCUGUUGGGGCUGGCAGACCAGUUUUGAGGGGGACGACUACAAGGGUCUCAGGAGCUACAGGUGCUGCUGGAGUGCCCUCAGUACAGGAGACCAGUGAAGAUCCAAAUACCCGUUCUACUCAUGACUCACUAAAGAAUGGUUUUGGAGCAAAUUCAGUAAAACCAUCACUGACCAAUCAAAAUAUAGGAACCAGUGGCACUAGAGACCAAACUACCUCAUCAUCAACAUCUUCCUCUUCACCAUCGACCUCUUCAAAUUCUGAUCCUCAUCAUUCCUUAAGUGGACACAGAGACUCCAGUGAGCCCAGCCACAGAGAAAUUACUGAUGAAAAAAAUAACAAUGAGGAUUAUCUCAGUAAAAAGAAUGGAGAAAUCAGUGGAGAAAAUGAUAAAGUUGCAGACCCCAUAGUAGCUCAGAAUAAGCCUCCUAUCAUUCCAGCAGAGACCCACAAAAAUGCAGAACAUAAUGCAAGUGUGGAUACAGGAGAAACUUCAUCCAGGACCAGACCUGGCACUACUUCUGGAGUCUCUCCAACUCAGCGUCGUCCUGGUGUAGGGGUGAAUGGAAGGGUUCGCUCUCCUCUCCUACCAAACAGGCACUUUGGUGGGUUUAGGCUUCCCAUAAGAAUGCAACCAGCACCGAACUCUAGGUUGAGUUCUUCAACAGCUGACUCUACCUCAUCAUCAUCUGAUUUCGCUUCUUCCUCAAAUUUACCCCAACCAGUGCUGACCUUGGAUCGUGACAUUAGCAGUGGCACUGCUGUGACAAGGACAGGGGGCUUAAUUAGAGGCAAUUCCCGUUCUACAUCAUCCUCAUCAUCUUCAUCUUCAUCUGGAGACAGCUUUAGGAACAAUGGGAGUAGGCCUCACUAUUCCAUCAUUAGAGGGAAACAAAAUAAUGGCAGAGGAAUCAAACCUGGCAAUGGAAAUGGUAAAAAUGGACGACCCAAUCUGACAGCAACAAAUGAUAAAGAGUCAUCGUCCGCUCAUGGAACCAGCAAGGCUGCUGGUCAAAGGUUUAUCACUGGACCAGAUGGAACAAAAUGGGUGGUAGACUUGGAGCAGGGGAUUCUUAUGAACGGGGAUGGAAAAGUUCUCCAGGACUCCCAGGGCAAACCCAAAAGAGUGGUCCUCGGAGAGGAUGGGCGCACUAUUUUUGAUCACAUGGGGAGUCCCUUGGUAAGCCAGGACGGUAUUGCUCUGUUUGGCCAUGGCAGAGAUAGCCAACCUGUGGUCAACCCUAAAGACAAGGUCCUCAUGGUUGGAGGGAAACCUGUACUUGGUUUGGACCGGCCUCGCCUCAGGACCAUCACCUCCACCACCACCACCACUACCACUACUACUACCACCAUGGCUCCCACUACCACACCUGAACCCACCACUGUUGAAUGGACCACAGAGGAGUUUACCACUGGAUUUCCAUACCCAACGUGUCCACCUGGAACCUUUUCCAAAUCAGAUGAAUAUGGUUAUCCAGUUCUGGAUUCAGAGGGAAUUUUGAACUGCUAUCCAGAAGAGGACUCCUCAGGAAUGGAAAUGGACCUCAUGGUUACAGUGACCAUGGUGCCUGAUGCUUUAGCUCUUAAGAAAGAUAAGUUUUUUGUCCAGACCACCCUGCCACCAACCACCACCUCCACCACCACUACAGAGAUCCCGACGCCAGCGCCACACAUCAGACCCUUUAACAAAGGCCCUUCAGCCGAGUUCGACCUGAGCGGAAAGAAGAGGUUCACAGCUCCAUAUGUAAACUACAUCCAGAAGGAUCCAGGAACACCUUGCUCUUUAACAGAAGCUCUGGAGUACCUUCAGGUUGACAUCCUGGAAGACUUAUUGAGGAAUGACAGCUUGAGAGCCAAUCAUAACCAGCCUCCGAAAAACAAGCCUCAUAACCUCACUGUGGUCGCCAUGGAAGGCUGCCACUCCUUUAUCAUCCUGGACUGGGCCCGCCCUCUCAAAGGUGAUAUGGUGUCAGGCUACAUGGUCCAGAGUGCUUCAUAUGAUGAUGUCCUCAACAAUAGGUGGUCCUCUAAAGUCUCCACUGGGACACACCUGGCUGUGGAAAAUCUCAAGCCCAACUCUAGGUACUACUUCAGGGUCCAAGCGAAGAAUGUGUUUGGCGUGGGACCAUUCAGUGAAAUGCUCACUUAUGUCACUGAAUCAGAUGACCCUCUCCUCAUUGAAAGACCACCUGGAGGCGAGCCAAUCUGGAUUCCUUUUUCUUUCAAGUACAACCCAAUCCACAGCAGCUGUAAGGGCGGCCAGUAUGUCAAGCGGACAUGGUACAGGAAGUUUGUGGGUGUGGUUCUGUGUAAUUCCCUACGAUACAAGAUCUUCAUGGGAGAUAGUCUAAGAGAGCCUUUUUACAGUAUAGGAGAUACAUUUGGCCAGGGAGAGGACCAUUGCCAGUUUGUGGACUCCUACAGGGAUGGAAGGACAGGACCACACUACAUGUCAAAUAAUCUGCCCACAGUACAAGGAUACUAUCGUUCCUACAGACAAGAGCCAGUUACAUUUGGGGUUAUUGGCCGACGCACACCCCAUCCAUUUGUGGGCUGGUAUGAAUGCGGGGUGCCCAUCCCCGGAAAAUGGUAACACAGUGGGAAGAAGAGACAUUCUUGGGCAACUGCUCUGCAUCCUGCUGCAGGCUUCUACCCUUGCUGGUCCUGCCCUUAAAAAGUGACUUUUGCCUGCUACCACAAAAAGACACCACUACGAAUUUAUUACAGCUUCACAGAAAAGGAGAAUAUAUUACUUUUAAACAACUCAAUGUAUAUCUUUACAAUGCACAUUUUAUAUAAAGCAGUCUGUAUAUGAGGGGGAAAAAAAGAAGCAUGUGUGCUUUUGCUUAGUUUAACUCUUUUAGUGCCCUAUUUCCAACCAUCCCAGUGACAGGUCCCACCCAGUGUUAUUUAUCUCACCAGUAAUGCAGUGACAUUGGACCAAAGAAGAAGCUGCAAAGCAAACUGUAAGAAUGGGCACUUGAGGUGUGUAUAGGUCAUUUUUAAUCAUGACAUUUGUAUUUCAUAAUGUAAUAGCUUCUGAUAGCUACUUUCUGUUUGUUUACUGUGUUCAUAAACAAUCAUACUGUUUUUACAACUUUUGGUAUUCACCAGAAUUCAUUAAAGGUUACUGUGUAAGUUUUGUAUGUAUACGGACAAAGAAUAAAAGACCAAAUAUUUGCUCAGGAACUGUGGUAGAUUUAAUAAAGGUGAUAUGGAAA